Molecule: messenger RNA, 1978 nt
Organism: Cuscuta campestris
Lineage: Eukaryota; Viridiplantae; Streptophyta; Magnoliopsida; Solanales; Convolvulaceae
Source: the annotation of a GenBank genome assembly
UUGCAUGUGUAACUAUGAGAUUAUGACAUUUUUACCAAAAAGUAUGUCCAAAAACUGAAUAUUCGAACAUUUGGAAGGUUUAUUCUCCAUAUCUGAACACACCUGAGGGCGUGAAAAACAGACCACUGAUUAACAACGAGCAUUCCGUUGGGCUCUCCUUUCUCCUCAACCCGCCACCUGUUUCCUUCCAAGCUCAGACUGAUAUAUAUACAGACACGCACCGUCUCUCCUCGGUUCCUCCAUCAUCGAGCCAUUCAUUCGUUCUCCCACAAACUCCAUAGAUUGAUACUUCCUCUCUCCGGAUCCGAGCUUUUCUCUGGUUUCUGCAAUGGCUACCGCUACUCUCAAUCACGCCGAUUCAGAGAAGCUCUCGAAUCUCAAGGCCUCCGUCUCCAGCCUUAACCAGAUCAGUGAAAACGAGAAAUCUGGAUUUAUUGAUCUCGUCUCCCGCUAUUUAAGCGGUGAAGCCCAGUUUAUUGAGUGGAGCAAGAUCCAGACUCCAACUGAUGAGGUGGUUGUUCCAUUUGACAAUUUAGCACCUCUCUCUGAAGAUCCAACAGAAACCAAGAAGCUUUUGGACAAGCUUGUUGUGCUAAAGCUUAAUGGAGGAUUGGGAACUACAAUGGGGUGCACUGGUCCAAAGUCAGUUAUUGAAGUCCGUAAUGGCUUGACAUUCCUUGACUUAAUUGUCAAGCAAAUUGAGAGCCUCAACGUCAAGUAUGGAUGCAAGGUGCCUCUGCUUUUGAUGAAUUCAUUCAACACUCAUGAUGAUACACAGAAGAUUAUUGAAAAAUAUUCAAAUUCCAACAUAGAGAUCCACACUUUCAACCAGAGCCAAUAUCCUCGUCUUGUUGUUGAAGACUUUGCACCACUUCCAUGCAAAGGAAUUAGUGGAAAGGAUGGAUGGUACCCACCAGGUCAUGGAGAUGUUUUCCCAGCUUUGAUGAACAGUGGAAAACUUGAUCUCCUGUUGUCACAGGGCAAGGAAUAUGUCUUUGUUGCUAAUUCAGAUAACUUGGGUGCUGUGGUUGAUCUAAAAAUUUUAAACCAUUUGAUCCAAAACAAGAAUGAGUAUUGCAUGGAGGUCACACCCAAAACGUUGGCUGACGUCAAAGGUGGUACCCUAAUUUCUUAUGAUGGUAAAGUGCAGCUUCUCGAAAUAGCUCAGGUCCCUGAUCAACAUGUUAAUGAGUUCAAGUCAAUAGAAAAGUUCAAGAUCUUCAACACCAACAAUUUGUGGGUGAAUCUGAACGCAAUUAAAAGGCUUGUUGAAGCAGAUGCACUGAAGAUGGAGAUCAUUCCCAACCCUAAGGAAGUUAAUGGGGUUAAAGUUCUUCAACUUGAAACUGCUGCUGGCGCUGCAAUUAAGUUCUUUGACCGUGGUAUCGGUGUCAACGUCCCCCGGUCCCGCUUCCUUCCUGUAAAAGCAACCUCUGAUUUACUCCUAGUCCAGUCUGAUCUUUACACCUUGACUGAUGACGGCUAUGUCAUCCGGAACCCAGUCCGUGCUAAUCCUUCGAACCCUUCUAUUGAUUUAGGACCCGAAUUCAAGAAGGUUGCCGACUUUUUGGCUCGUUUUAAGAGCAUUCCCAGCAUUGUCGAACUGGACAGCUUAAAGGUGGUAGGGGAUGUAUGGUUCGGAGCUGACAUUACCUUGAAGGGGAAGGUGACAAUCACUGCAAAGUCUGGCAAGUUAGAAAUUCAAGACAAAGCUGUCAUUGCAAACACGGAUUUCUAAAGCAGUUCCUUCUCUUGAGAAUAUCCCAGGGGCUGAGCUGAAAGGCUAAAUGUGUCUCUUUUUUUUUUGAGAGCUGUGGUGCUUGUAAAUUUUGGUGUUAAGAAAAAUAAAAGGACGAAUUUUGUAAUAAUGCGUUUUAAGAGCGUUGGUUUUGUUCUUGUGACUUUUACUGUAUUACCACCACCCUCCAAAGUUUUAAAAGAUGGACAUUCCAAGUUCUAAUGAAUUCCCACUUCCCUC